This is a messenger RNA of Eurytemora carolleeae, 2786 nucleotides long. RefSeq names its product ubiquitin carboxyl-terminal hydrolase 10-A. Gene Ontology annotation, cellular component: nucleus; cytosol. Gene Ontology annotation, molecular function: cysteine-type deubiquitinase activity; cysteine-type endopeptidase activity. Lineage: Eukaryota; Metazoa; Arthropoda; Copepoda; Calanoida; Temoridae. The transcript is spliced from 5 exons. The coding region runs from base 68 to 2413 and encodes 781 amino acids. Gene Ontology annotation, biological process: protein deubiquitination; DNA damage response, signal transduction by p53 class mediator; regulation of autophagy. The record is from RefSeq and is a predicted model, not a curated record.
AUUUUCGUUUUGUUUCAGAUAAAUGAUGAUAGAACCAUGAUUUAAAUAAUGAGGGUUCCAAAACACUAUGGAGAAUGAUAGAAUCUGCAAGCUCGAGUUUCUCAACCUCGACGACAAUGAAGAGUACGGUUCCCUGUCGGAGUCGGAUAGACAUGUUCUAAUCUCUAUCUCCAGGUAUGAAGACUCACCUAGAGUCGAACCUGCUGACUCGAGGCCCGUUGAAAUCUCCACGAGUCGCGAGGAGUCAGUGGAGAUUGAGUUUGGUUGUGCGUCCGAGGUGUUUAAUAGCAUAAAUGCGGGAAAAUUUAAUCCGUCCCUUCCGGGGUCUGCACUCACAGGUUCGGAUGAUUUUAGUCAGGGUCUUGGAUCCAAUCCAGUUGUAGGCGGAGGAGUAGUGCAACAACAACAACAACAUAUUCACAUCAACAACUAUACUGCUAACCUCACCUACCAUGCACCAGGCUCAACUCAUUCCAAUCUUGGAUCUCGUCCUGAUUCUCUGGGAUCUGGACCCGUUCCGGGGGAUCCGGUUCCGUUUGCUAACUACCAGAUGAACUACGUGGCUCCGUUCCCUCCGGUAUCAACCCUCCCCGUGUUCCCUCUUCCUCCUAGUCAUUCGUUCCUGCUUUAUCCUCCGUUCCUGUAUCCACAGAACCAACCGCAGCCACAUGUACCUAGGAAACCAGAACCAGGAAAUUCAAGGUUUGGAUCUAUCCCGGUGGUAUCAAUUCGGCAAUCAAGCUCCGAUGAGGAGCAAGAGGAGAAAAUCCAUCCUGUUAAUGGAGUUCCCAACGAAAGAGUCCCGGAGAGAGCCGGAGAAACUAUUGGUUGUGAUGUUCCGGCGGUUAAAGAUGAGAUGUGCUCCAGAAUCUCGAACCAUGAUACAGAGGUUGAAAUCAUAUGUCGGGAGAUUGAAACCAAGGAAAACACGAAACUUAAGGAUGAACAUCUGCUUGAAAAGGGUCAGGAUCAGGUUCAAGGUUUGCCCAAAAGAGACGAAUAUUUGUUGAGUCUGGUUCAUCAACCCACACCUCCUCCCUUCCCUAGAGUCUCUCAGGGAUCAACUGCUUCCAGAAACAGUUCUCAAAACGAAUCUCAGGGUUCUUCCAAGCUCUGGUCCUCUCUGUUUUCCGGUAGUGAUCCCAGCUCGGAGCGUAUUCCUUCAGAUAAACCUAUGGCUAGAAUCCAACCUUUCUCCACUAAACAAGAGAUACGGGCCGGAAACCCCGGGGCUCAUCAGGUAACCCAAGAGCAGCGAGCUCUAGGAGAAUACUUGAACCAAUAUCAACUAAACCAUGUUGCUCCCUCUAUCCUACCCAGGGGGUUGAUAAACCGAUCCAACUGGUGUUUUGUCAACGCAAUAUUACAAGCUUUAAUAGCUUGUCCUCCCUUCUUUAACCUCAUCAAGGAAGUACAAAAACUACUUGGAUCCGCUCCCGUCCUGUUAAAAUCCAUCACGCCCAUGCUGGACUCAUUGGUUGAGGUUGUCCGAGAGUUUGGUCCUUUACAGGAGGACUUCAGGAACCAAAAGAGAGAUAAAUCCCGGAGCAGAGAAGAUCUUCCUGUUGGGAACCCUUUUGAGCCCAGCUCCGUGUACAAGGUUCUACUGGAGUCAGAAUCCUUCAAGGUGAAAGAAGGAAGGCAGGAGGAUGCGGAGGAGUUCUUGAGCUGUCUACUGAACAUGCUGGAGGAGGAGAUGAGAACCUUGAUCAAUUUCACACAUUCUCAAUUGACUGAGAAUAUUCAGGUUGAAGGACUAGAGGAGAUAAAGGAACCUGUGGUAACACCAAUUCAAAAUAUGGCUUCAGGUUUGAUCCGAAGCAUUGUUAGAAUAAAGAGCGGAGACUCAUCCUUCAAUCUCCAGCCGUUCUUCACCCUCCAGCUAGAUAUUCAGAACCCUGGUGUGAACAGUGUUCAGGACGCACUUUGUCUCAACUUCGCAUCGGAGAAAAUAGACGGAUACGUUUGUCCUAAAUCUGGGAAAGUGACAGAAGCGUCUCGAACCAUGAGCUUGGAGGAUCUGCCUCCGAUUCUUAUCCUCCAUCUCAAGAGGAUGGUUUACGAUGGUUCUACUGGAGGAUGUCAGAAGGUUAUGAAAGAAAUAUCCUUCCCUGUUGACCUCGAGAUAAGCCGAGAUAUUAUGUCUCCGAACACGAGGACAAAAUUUGGAUCUCGACAGAAGCAGUACAAGUUGUUCGCUGUUGUUUAUCAUAACGGUCUCGAGGCUACUAAAGGACAUUAUCUUACCGAUGUCUAUCAUACAGGAUACUCCUGCUGGCUCCACUGUGACGACGGUAAUGUUGUUCCAAGUUGUGAGCUGAACGUGGUGACUUCAACACCCGGCUCCGCUCCAUAUAUUCUCUUCUACCGUCGAUCCGAUACCCUCGUCGGUGGAGAGAAAACUAGAAAGUGAAAUACUACUGGUGCUUGUUAUCAUUGUUUAGAUGUAUUUGAUCUUAUAAAACGGUUAAUACUGGUGAAUAUGAGUGAAUAAGUGAAUCCUAGUCUGCUUGAAGCAAACAUAAGAUGUCUUAACAUUUUUCUCUACUAAAUGUCUCAUUCAAGACCUGAGAAACAUGCUUUUUGUUACUUGCAUCAAUUGUUAUAUAACAUAUUUAGAUUACAUGAUUUCUAGUGCAGCUACCAAAAAUCAAGUAUUAAUAUUAAUUCUCUUAGAUAACCCUGCGAUACAAAAUUUGUUCUCAAAUUAUUAUUUCCUUUUUCUCAUGCUGAUUUUCCUUAAAUUUUUGUACAAAAAAAUAUUUUUCAAUAUUUGGGACAAAAUG